AUGAAGAAGUUAAUAAGAUUAUAUAAAUAUUUAUUUAUGUUAAGAAAAUAAUUAAAAUCAGUUGAUGAUAAAAAGCCUUAGAAUCAAUCACCUUAUCGUUUGAAUUUCUUUAAUAAAUAAAUAAAGAAUAGAAGAGACUAAGACUUAGGUUAGGUUCAAGAUGUUCUAAAUAGAAGAAGAUUAAAAAUUAAAGAAUCUCUUUCAAUAUCAAAUACAUUUAAUUUUGAUGAAUAGCAACAACAUGCAUCAUUUAAUAGUUUUUUUGUUCAUUCAUCUAAAAAGCGAGAGAUAAAAGAUAAAUUAGUUACUGAGGCAGGAAAUUGUGGAUCUUAUAGAAAGCGUGUAGAGACAUUAAAUACAUAGCAAUUUUCAGAUGAUGACGCAAGAUUACAUCCAGAUCGAUAAAAUGAAAGAUUGAAAAUGAAAAUUUAUUUUAGUUUUCAAAAGAUGUAAAUAAGAUUGGUCAAUUUGAUUAAUCUUAUUUAGCAAAUAGAUGUCUGUUAUUUAAAUAAUUACAUUUCAGAAGUUUCCUCUUCUAUAGUUGAAAUAAUUGGAGUAUAAAUAUCAAAAUAUUAGGGUUAUUGUAAACAAUAUAAGAGAUAUAUAAUAAAUGAGUGUAUUAGUUUAGUUUUCUAUCUAAUGAUUAAGAGAGAGAUUUUAACAGGUAUUGAACUUACUAAAUUGGAAAAAUUGAUUAUUUAUAGUCAUUAAGCUAAUACUAUUUAAGCAAUAACCUCCCUUAAAUUAUAGAUUAAAGGCAUUUAAUAAUACUAGCAUCAGUUUCAGUAGUUUUAAAGUAUGAAUCCUUUGAUUCCUAAUCAAAUCGAAAAGAUGAAUUUAUUAAUUGAAUAAAAUAUUGAGAAAUUGUUAAAGUACAUCUUCAAAAUAUGAAGGAAUACAUAGGAUAAAUAAGUUCAUUAGCAUCUUCAAGCUUAUCGUGAUUCAUCAAUUGAUGCAGCUUUUUAAUUUUACCAAUAAAAACUUAAAGUGAUCUUAGUAAACUUAGAAAGAUUUUUAUUUUUGCUUCCUAAAAGUUCAACUGUUUAUACCUUAGUAUUAGAUUUAGAUGAAACAUUAGUACAUUUUAUAGAUGAAACAUAAGAAGUCUUGAUAAGACCAUACACAUAAAUAUUUUUAGAAUAAAUGGCCAAACAUUUUGAGAUAGUUAUAUUUACAGCAGGACUAUAAUCAUAUGCAGAUAAGUAUUUGAUUCUUUGAUUUAAAGGAUUAUUGAUAAAAUAGACAGUAUGAAUGUAGUAAAGCAUAGAUUAUAUAGACAUCAUACAUUUUUACAAGGAAAUGUAAUGUUAAAAGACUUAAGCACUUUAGGAAGACCUCUUUCAAAAAUUAUCAUUGUAGAUAAUAAUCAUUAUAAUUUUGUUUUAUAACCACAUAAUGGCAUUAAAAUAAAGUCUUGGGUUGGAGAUGAUAAAGAUAGAGCUUUAGUUGAAUUAAUGUAAUAUUUGGUGAAAUUAAUGAAAUAUGAGGAUAUAAGAAUUGGUCUAAAAGAAUUAAAAGCUAACCCUAAAUAUUUUACAACCUCUUUUUGA
This is a messenger RNA of Paramecium sonneborni, 1550 nucleotides long. The record is from the annotation of a GenBank genome assembly. Lineage: Eukaryota; Ciliophora; Oligohymenophorea; Peniculida; Parameciidae.